AGUGGAGGCCAUAGACCCUCAAGAGUUAAACAAGUAUCAUGCCAUGUGCCAGAAGCUGUGUUGGACGCAAAAGGACAGCUGUGAGGCCGAAGGUGGAAUUGCCUCUACUACAGGAUCAAGUAGACAUGACACAGCCCCUGAUCCUGUCCCUUCUCCUGCUGGGAAUGGUUUCUGCUUUUCAUCUGGAGACUGCUCACCCUCACCUGGAGACUCCCAAGAGAGAGGAAGACCUGCAGCAGAAAGCAGAUGGUUCUGGGGAGCAGGGGAGAGAGUUGAUUCUGACUCAAGAGACAAUGCAGACAGAGGGAGAAGAGACUGAGGGUUCUGAACAUCGAGACAUCUUUGAGGAUGAGGAGGCAAUGAAGUCAGAUCCACAUGCCUUAGGUGAGGACUCAGCAUGCCCCAAGGAAGAGGACACAGCUUAUUUGCAUGGAACACCUGGGUGCAAGAGCUGCCACUAUGUGCUGGUGAGGACUCCCAAGACAUUUUAUAAGGCUCAGAGACUGUGCAGGAGAUGCUAUCAAGGCAACCUUGCUUCCAUCCACGGCUACAGUUUCAACUCCCAAAUCCAGAGCUUGGCCAGGAAGAUCAACCAGUCCAUCGUCUGGAUUGGAGGCAUCCUCAGGGGCUGGUUCUUCUGGAAGAAGUUUUGCUGGACUGAUGGGAGCGGCUGGGAUUUUGGAUACUGGGCCCCAGGGCAGCCUGGGAAUGGGAGAGGACACUGUGUGACUCUGUGCAACAAAGGGGGCCAUUGGCGAAGAGCUUCAUGCAAAAGUCGCCUGCCUUUCAUCUGUUCCUUCUAAGAUGGAUCUAGACCCUACUUGGAACCUCCUGCCUUCACAGCCCUGGCUGCUCAUGUCACCAUCCUCUGGCAUUCAAUUCUGUCCCCAAUCCCUCCUGGUCAUAAAGUCAGGCUUUCCAUAGCAUCCCCAUAG
Messenger RNA from Grammomys surdaster, 935 nucleotides. RefSeq names its product proteoglycan 3, pro eosinophil major basic protein 2 (gene Prg3). NCBI's taxonomy places the organism in Eukaryota, Metazoa, Chordata, Mammalia, Rodentia, Muridae. The record is from RefSeq and is a predicted model, not a curated record. The transcript has 6 exons. Gene Ontology annotation, biological process: immune response. The coding region runs from base 39 to 803 and encodes 254 amino acids.